GAGGAGGGGGGUGCGUUCUGAAAUAAUAUAGUCAGCCAUUUUUUAUGUAAGGGGAUUUUUUUCUUAUUGGGGGGGUUGUUAAAAAAUAAAUAUAAGAGAGGCGGCCAUCUUUGUUGCUCUGCUCUGGUGUAAAAUAUUUCAAAACGCCCCCCUACUUUUUUGCCGAUUUGAAUAUUAAAUAAAUAUCACACAUUCGGGGGCAAGAAAACGCUUUUUUUGAGGACGCAACCAAUGACAGGGAUAUAAUGUCCUCUCCUCUCCGGUCCUGUGAGGAAGACGAGGGCAUGGUGGUUAAUUCCGAGGGAGGAGAUUUUGAUGAAGAAGACGACGAAGGAGACCCAGACGCAAGCGACAUAAACUCGCCGGCGGCGCCAAGGGAAACUGCAACACCAGCCGCGCCAGACGAAGAGGUAGAGAUAUCCGACAGAGAGGUCCCGUGCAAGAAGAAAGGGCGACCCAAGAAAAAGAAGGACACAAAGAAGAAAGACAAAGAAGGGAAACCGGUCAAAACAAAAAAACGCAAGAAGAUUGACAGCGAUGUAGAGAGAGACUCCGAAAAAGAAAGAGAUUACGUCGAGAACUCGGACAGCGUAGCCAGCGACUAUGGAUCCGGGGAGAAAAAGAAAAAGAAGAAACAUAAAGAAAGGAAGGAGAAGAAAACCAAGAAGAAGAAAAAAGUCGACGGGGACCGAGACAGCAGUCAGGAGGAAACUACGAAGCCUAUAGAGCAGAAGACGUCGGCACAGCUGGCGAAGGAGUGGAGUCUGGAGGAUGUUGAUCAUACCUUCACAGAGGAGGACUACGGGGAGCUCACCAACUACAAAGCCUUCAGCCAGUUCAUGAGGCCGAUGAUAGCCAAGACGAAUCCUAAGAUCCCCAUGUCGAAGAUGAUGACUAUCCUGGGGGCCAAGUGGAGGGAGUUCAGCACCAACAACCCCUUCAAGGGCAACGCCGCUGCCGUCACCGCGGCAGCAGCAGCGGCCGCCAUCGCUGUCGCCGAGCAGGUCUCCGCCGCCAACGCCUCGCCUGAACCGCCUCCACCGCCACCGCCCCCACCCAUCAGGAAGGCCAAGACGAAAGAGGGCAAAGGCCCUGGCUUCAAAAAGCGCAGUAAAAGCCCUCGAGUGGCAGACAAGAAAAAGGCUGCCGCAAAGGCUAAAAAGAUGGCACCCAUUCGUAUCAAACUAUCGCCCAUAGGUGCCAAGAGGAAGAAGAGUUGCUCAAGCGAGGACCUGGACGAGGAGGAGUCGGAGCAGGAGGACUCGAGCGUUCACAGCUCCUCGGUUCGCUCCGACAGCUCGGGCCGCGUCAAGAAGAACAAGCCAGGGCGGCCUGUCAAGAAGAAGAAGAAAAACUUGCCUGGGCUCGUCCCUGCAGUCCCCGGGGAGGAGGAGGGGGCCGACGGCUACGAGACGGACCACCAGGACUACUGCGAGGUGUGUCAGCAGGGGGGGGAGAUCAUUCUGUGUGACACCUGUCCCCGAGCGUACCACCUCGUCUGCCUCGAGCCCGAGCUGGACAAAGCCCCCGAGGGCAAGUGGAGCUGCCCGCACUGCGAAAAAGAGGGGAUCCAGUGGGAGGCGAAGGACGAGGACUUUGAGGAUUUCGAGGAGGACAGCGAGGAACGAGUGGUAUCUGAGGGCAGGGUGGGGAUCCCCGUCGGCGCCGAGGAGGAGGAUGACGACCACAUGGAGUUCUGUCGGGUGUGUAAAGACGGAGGAGAGCUGCUGUGCUGCGACACCUGCACCUCCUCGUACCACAUCCACUGCCUGAACCCCCCGCUGCCCGAGAUCCCCAACGGAGAGUGGCUGUGUCCGCGAUGCACGUGUCAGCUAAUCACAGGGCGCGUCCAGAAGAUCCUCCACUGGCGAUGGGGCGAACCUCCUCCUCCCAUCCCUGUCCCCCCUGCUCCGGACGCCCCACCUGACGCCCCCCCGCCUCCACCCAUGAAUGGCAGACCCGAGAGGGAGUUCUUUGUGAAGUUGACGGCUCAAUCCUACUGGCACUGCACCUGGAUCACCGAGCUGCAGCUUGAGAUCUUCCACUCGGUGAUGCACAGGAACUACCAGAGGAAGACGGACAUGGACGAGCCUCCCAGCCUGGACUACGAGGAGGAUGAGAACGGGGUGGGGAAGAGCGAGAAGAGGAGGGCCAAAGACCCUCAGUACGCCAUAAUGGAUGACAAAUACUACAAAUAUGGCAUCAAGCCGGAGUGGAUGAUGAUCCAACGCAUCAUCAACCACAGUGUGGAUAAGAAGGGGACGUACCACUAUCUGGUCAAAUGGAGAGACCUGACCUACGAUCAAUGCACCUGGGAGAGAGACGACCUGGACAUCCCCGACUUCGCAAUUCACAAGAGCAACUACUGGAGUCACAGAGAUGCGAUAAUGAAGGAGGACCCAGACAAAUCCCGGAGGAUGAGGAGCAGGAACCAGGAGUGUGAAGAGGACUCUUCUGCCUCGCCGGUCACUGAUCCGACGAUAAAGUACGAGGAGCAGCCCGACUUCGUGACGCAGACGGGGGGCACGCUGCACCUGUACCAGCUGGAGGGUCUGAACUGGCUGCGCUUCUCCUGGGCUCAGGGCACCGACACCAUCCUGGCCGACGAGAUGGGCCUCGGCAAAACCAUCCAGACCAUCGUCUUCCUCUACUCGCUGUUCAAAGAGGGCCACACUAAGGGUCCGUUCCUGGUCAGCGCCCCGCUCUCCACCAUCAUCAACUGGGAGAGGGAGUUUGAGAUGUGGGCGCCGGACUUCUACGUGGUGACGUACUCGGGAGACAAGGACAGCCGCGCCAUCAUCAGAGAGAACGAGUUCUCCUUCGACGAGUCGGCUGUCAAAGGAGGGAAGAGGGCCUUCAAGCUCAGGAGAGACGCUACUAUCAAGUUCCACGUUCUCCUGACCUCCUACGAGCUGGUGACCAUCGACCAGACGGCGCUGAAGUCCAUGGACUGGGCCUGUCUGGUGGUGGACGAGGCCCAUCGCCUGAAGAACAACCAGUCCAAGUUUUUCAGGCGUCUGAACGACUACACGAUCGACCACAAGCUGCUGCUGACAGGAACUCCUCUACAGAACAACCUGGAGGAGCUGUUUCACCUGCUCAAUUUCCUCACACCCAACCGCUUCAAUAACCUGGAGGGCUUCCUGGAGGAGUUUGCAGACAUCUCCAAGGAGGACCAGAUCAAGAAGCUCCACGACCUGCUGGGGCCUCACAUGCUGCGCAGGCUGAAGGCCGACGUCUUCAAGAACAUGCCGGCCAAGACCGAGCUGAUCGUCAGGGUGGAGCUGAGCCCCAUGCAGAAAAAAUACUACAAGCUGAUUCUGACCAAGAACUUCGAGGCUCUGAACUCUAAAGGCGGAGGGAACCAGGUCUCCCUGCUCAACAUCAUGAUGGACCUCAAGAAGUGCUGCAACCACCCCUACCUCUUCCCUGUCGCCUCCAUCGAAGCCCAAAGAACCCCUAAUGGAGCUUACGAGGGGUCGGCCCUCUCUAAGGCCUCUGGGAAACUGACGCUGUUGGAGAAGAUGCUGAGGAAGCUGAAAGAUCAGGGGCACAGAGUACUAAUCUUCUCUCAGAUGACCAAGAUGCUGGACUUACUGGAAGAUUUCUUGGACCAUGACGGGUACAAGUAUGAGAGAAUUGAUGGAAGCGUGACGGGAGCAAUGAGACAAGAGGCCAUCGACCGCUUCAAUGCUCCCGGUGCUCCUCAGUUCUGCUUCCUGCUCUCCACCAGAGCCGGGGGUCUGGGCAUCAACCUGGCCACCGCCGACACCGUGGUCAUCUUCGACUCCGACUGGAACCCUCACAACGACAUACAGGCGUUCAGUCGAGCCCACCGCAUCGGGCAGGCCAACAAGGUGAUGAUCUACCGCUUCGUGACGCGGGCCAGCGUGGAGGAGCGCAUCACAGAGGUGGCCAAGAGGAAGAUGAUGCUGACCCACCUGGUGGUCCGGCCCGGCCUGGGGUCCAAAGCCGGAUCCAUGUCCAAACAGGAGCUGGACGACAUCCUCAAGUUCGGGACAGAAGAGCUCUUCAAGGACGAACUAGAACGAAUGAGGAAUAAUACGGGGGGGGAUAAGGGGGAGGACGAGGGCAGCGUGAUCCACUACGACAGCAGCGCCAUCGAGCGGCUGCUGGACCGCAGCCAGAACGACUCGGACGACUCGGACGUGCAGAACAUGAACGAGUACCUCAGCUCCUUCAAGGUGGCCCGGUACAUGGUGCGGGAGGAGGACAAGAUCGAGGAGGUGGAGCGUGAGAUCAUCAAGCAGGAGGAGAACGUGGAUCCUGACUAUUGGGAGAAACUGCUGCGGCAUCACUACGAGCAGCAGCAGGAGGACCUGGCCAGUAAACUGGGAAAGGGAAAGAGGAACCGCAAACCCGUCAACUACAACGACGCAGCGCAGGAAGACCAAGAGUGGCAUGCUGACAUUUCAGAUAACCAGUCCGAGUACUCAGUGGGUUCCGAGGAGGAGGACGAAGACUUUGACGAUCGGCCAGAAGGUCGAAGGCAGUCGCGCCGCCAGCUGAGGAACGAGAAGGAUAAGCCUCUGCCUCCUCUCCUGGCCAGAGUGGGAGGAAACCUCGAGGUGUUGGGCUUUAACACACGCCAGAGAAAGGCUUUCCUGAACGCAGUGAUGCGCUGGGGGAUGCCCUCUCAGGACGCUUUCUCCUCCCAGUGGCUGGUCAGAGACCUCAGGGGCAAGACGGAGAAAGAGUUCAAAGCGUACGUGUCUCUCUUCAUGCGUCACCUGUGCGAGCCGGUGGCUGACGGCGCCGAGACGUUCGCAGACGGCGUGCCGAGAGAGGGCUUGUGUCGCCAGCCGGUCCUCACCCGCAUCGGCGUCAUGUCCCUCGUCAAGAAGAAGAUCCAGGAGUUUGAGCACAUCAACGGCCGCUGGAGCCUCCCAGAGCUCAGGCCGGAGGUCGUUUUGGACAAAUCCUCCUCCAGGGCGUCCUCUCCGGCCAUGAAGACCACCAGCACCACCCCCGAGGCCUCUUACAACAACACACCUUGCACCUCCAAGCCAGCCACCCCUGCUCCAUCAGAUAAGAUGGAAAAGAACGGGAAAGAAGGGGACAAAGAGGAAGGGGGGGCGUCGUCCGAUAAAGAAAGAGCGAAGGAGAAAGAGGGGGAUGAUGGGAAAGAGGUGGAGAGCAACAGCACUGCAGACCCUGAAGAGUGUUCUUCUUCGACAAAAGACGCAUCACAAACAGUGUCCCCGAGUGAAAAGAGCGAAGACAAAGAGGAGAGUGAGCCGAAGGAGGAGGAGAAGAAAGAGACGACUGACGCCACACCGGAGGAGAAGAAAGACCAAGAGGAGAGUAAAGAGGAGACGCAACAAGACGAGGUCAAAGAGGAGACAUCAGGAGAAAAGGCGCUGGAGGAGGAGAAAGAAAAGCGUGAAGAAACACCAGCCGCGAGCGAAACGACGGACAACAAGGAGAAGCCCGAGGUGUCUGACGUCAAGAAAGAGGAAGUCAAAGGUGAAAGGGAUGCUGGGAAAGAAGUGAGAGCAGCGAGGGAGGAUUUACCCCAGGGAAACGGGAGGCUUCUCAUGGAGCGACCUCGCUUCAUGUUCAACAUCGCAGACGGCGGCUUCACUGAGCUGCACACUCUCUGGCAGAACGAGGAGCGCGCCGCCAUCUCCUCGGGGAAGAUGAACGAGAUCUGGCACCGCCGACACGACUUCUGGCUGCUGGCGGGAAUCGUGAUUCACGGCUACGCCCGGUGGCAGGACAUCCAGAACGACCCGCAGUUCGCCAUCGUCAACGAGCCUUUCAAGUCGCAGGCGAAUAAAGGCAACUUCCUGGAGAUGAAGAACAAGUUCCUGGCUCGACGCUUCAAGCUGUUGGAGCAGGCGCUGGUGAUCGAGGAGCAGCUGCGGCGGGCGGCGUACCUGAACAUGACGCAGGACCCCUCCCACCCCGCCAUGGCGCUCAAUGCCCGCUUCACAGAGGUGGAGUGCCUGGCCGAGUCCCACCAGCACCUCAGCAAGGAGUCGCUGGCAGGAAACAAGCCGGCCAACGCCGUGCUGCACAAAGCAGUGUUGAACCAGCUGGAGGAGCUGCUGAGUGACAUGAAGGCCGACGUGACCCGCCUCCCCGCCUCGCUCUGCAGGGUCCCGCCCAUCGCCGCCCGCCUGCAGAUGUCCGAGAGGAGCAUCCUCAGCCGGCUGGCCAGCAAGGGCACCGAGACACUCACCCACCCGCCCAUUCCCCCGGGACCCUACGCAACCCCUCACAACUACGGAGCCCCCUUCACCCCCGCCCCCCCGAGCGCCCUCCACAUGGGAGGGGCCAACUACAGUCAGAUGUCGCCCGGAUCCUUCAUAUCAGUGUUGAACGGGCCCCCCAUGUCUGUAAAGAAGGAGCGUGAAGCGGAGCUGCUAGUAAACCGCCGGGAGCAACACAGCGGAGAGGUCAUCUGUAUCGACGACUAGACUACACACACUCACUCACUCACACACACAUACACACACACACACACACACACACACACACACACACACACACACACACACACACACACACACACACAUACACUCGGAAACCCAUCUGCUGCAAACAUAUCUUCAAGGAAGUUUUUGCGCUAACACAUCCAGUAUUAAAACGUAUUGACAGAUCUUCUAAAACUUUCCCUGACAAGCUACACUACACACACUCAUGCACAUGUGCACUUAAUGUCCACACACACACACACACACACACACACACACACACACACACACACACACACACACACACACACACACAGAGAGACCUGCAUUACAUACACUCCAAUAUCGUCUCUUAACUUCUUGUGACCUUUUCUCGUCUGCCUCAAACCAUUAUACUCCUCAUAAGCGGGGCCUCUUCACGCAGGCUUCCUCCUCCUCCACCUCCUCCCCUUAGGAUGCUUCUAACCUCAUCUACACACACACACACACACACACACACACACACACACACACACACACACACACACACACACACACACACACACACACACACACAUACACACACACACAAAGAAACACACAAACACACACACACAACGCUCAACCCACCUCAACCCUAGAAACCUUUUAGAUCUCUCAAUAGACCAUGUAACCUUCCUCCUCCUCCUCCUCCCCUCGACAGGAAGCUGCAUGUGAAACUAAGAUCAUUUCAAACUCCAUCCCCUGAAGCAUGUUUUAAUCACAAUAAAGCUGUCUUGUGGAAAGGGGAAAAAAAUGGUGUCAAGCUGUGCCUACAGUUGUUUUAAUACUGUUUCUAAUUCUCCCAGUUUCUCAGUCUGAGCAGCUCCAAGCACAGCUUUUUUAUUUCUUUUAGUGAUAAAUACAUGUUCAGAUACAAACACACGCAGCAAGGUAUGAUAUGAUAAUUAUAUUCAGGACUCGUUAGACCACAUUAGGUAUUUGCCGCCGCUUCCCUGGUUCUAGUUAUGUAAGGAGCUUUGAGGUAUUUUGGGGGUUCGCUACAAUGCUAUUUUUUUUGGGGAAACCUCCAAUGAAUGUUUAUAACCUUUUCAUAAAGCAAGUCAGUGUUAUUAAACCUGUUGAUCACCCUGAACACUCCUCUUUAACUCCCCCAGGUUUCUAUUUCUUUCUACAAAAUCCUGUGAUAUACUUUGCAUAUUUAAGCAGCUCAUUCGUGUUCUCUUGUGUUUUUACUCUCAUGAUUAUGACUAUUGUCGUUUUGUGUUCUCGUUGUUGCUUUUCGAGAAAGAGCUUCUACCAAAAGAUGCAUUUUUUUGUAACGGGAAAAAACGAUUCAGUAUGCGCAACACACAAACGCACCUUUUUUGCAAUGUUUUGUCCUAUGAUUACAAGAGAACGCAAACGAAGAAGUUGAGCUAACUUCAGAGGUAGAUAUAUUGCAAGAAAACUUGUUUUUAUCAAUUGUUUUUUAGAUUUGGGGCUUGCAAAUGACAUACAUAUAUAGAAAAUAGGCCAUAUGUUACCCUUAAUGCCUCUUUGAGCAGAAAGAUAACGUAUACUAUGUAACCCAAGUAAAAGUACACGGUUAUUAUUACAAGGCUUGAAACUCAUUUUAUAUAAAGCAUCAUUAAAAAUCGCCUUAAUAAACAUAGCUGAACAAAUGUAAAAUCAUUCAACUGAAUUUAGAACCUGAUGUCAACCUGUAAAUCCAAGUCUGCUUUAAGUUAAAAACAAACGAUAGCUACUGUAGGGAUUAAUUUAUCUCAUAAAUCCCAGACAUUUUACAUUUAUCGUCCCAGGAAGUAGUCUCAGACCAUUUUAUGAGUUAUGUUACAUAUACAAAUGUUUUUGCAACCCCUGAACUAAAAUGUUUAAAGCACUUACAUUUUUUUUUUCACUUUUACUUUGCCCUCUCUCCAGAUUUUGUGUUCAUUUCUGGGUAUCUUGUGUUACUGUGUAUGUAGUGGUGCCGCUCAAAUGGCAGUGAAACUUGUCAAUGAUGACGCAUCACCUUUUUUUCCUUUCUUUUAUUUUCUGUUUGUAAUAAAACUGAAUGAAACGAUAAAAA
Molecule: messenger RNA, 8490 nt
Organism: Gymnodraco acuticeps
Lineage: Eukaryota; Metazoa; Chordata; Actinopteri; Perciformes; Bathydraconidae
Gene: chd3
Product: chromodomain helicase DNA binding protein 3
Exons: 40
Coding region: 246-6443 (2065 amino acids)
Biological process (GO): negative regulation of transcription by RNA polymerase II; chromatin remodeling
Cellular component (GO): chromatin; NuRD complex; nucleus
Molecular function (GO): chromatin binding; ATP binding; DNA binding
Source: RefSeq, a predicted model, not a curated record